AUGAAGGUGGACCAGGGUAUCAACCUCGCCGAGACGGCAGCCGCGACGGCACCUGAUUCCAACUCGGUGUUCGAAACCAAGGAGCCGAGCAUCACUGUCCCCUACGAGGGGGAGAAGGAUCAAGAUGGUGUGCGCCAGGCCGACGCGAUGACUCAGACGUGGUCAAAGGGCUCGCUCCGGACCAUCUUCGUCUUCUUCUGGCUCACCUAUGCCGUCAAUGCGUUCCAGUCGUCCAUCACCGGCAAUCUGUCGGCUUACAUCACCUCGGGCUUUGCAGAGCACUCGCUCAUUCCCGUCAUCUCCGUCGUCUCCAACAUCAUGAGCGCCGUGGCGUACAUGGUUCUGGCUAAAGUGCUCAACCUCUGGGACCGUAGCUACGGCUACCUCGCCAUGUCCUUCCUGGCCACUCUCGGUCUCAUCCUCAGCGCUGCUUGCACCAACAUUUACACUUACUGUGCCGCCCAGGUCUUCUAUGCCGUCGGCUUCAUCGGUAUCAUCUUUGCGGUCGACGUUCUCACUGCCGACACGUCGCAGCUCAAGAACCGUGGCCUGGCAUACGCCUUCACCGCCUCGCCAUACAUCAUCACCGCGUACGGUGGCCCCCCUCUCUCGGAGAAGUUCUACGACACCAACUGGCGCUGGGGCUAUGGUGCUUUUGCCAUCAUCCUGCCGUUUGUGUCCCUGCCUAUGUUCUUCUUCCUUCAGCACCAGAAGCGCCGUGCUGAGAAGCUCGGGGUUGGAAUCAAGCCCAAGUCUGGCAGGACGUUCAUGCAGUCCACUGUCCACUACCUGGUCGAGUUUGAUGUCCUCGGCGUGUUCCUCGUCUCGGCUGGUCUGUCCCUCUUCUUGCUUCCCUUCUCCCUGGCCGCGUCUGCUGCCGACGAGUGGCGCUCCGCCCACAUCAUUGCCAUGCUCGUCGUUGGCGUGGUGUGCUUGAUCGCCUUUGUCAUUGUCGAGGGCUACGUCGCCAAGACCCCCUUCGUCCCCUUCCACCUCCUCACCGACCGCACCGUCAUUGGCGCGUGCCUCCUCGACUUUACCUGGCAGAUCGCCUACUACUGCUGGGCGAGCUACUUUACGUCGUACCUCCAGGUCGUGUACCACCUCUCCAUCUCUACGUCGGGCUACAUUACCUCGAUCUAUGACAUUCUCGCGUCCCUCCUGAUGUUCCCCGUGGGCUACCUCAUCCGCCGCACCGGCUACUUCAAGUGGGUCGUCAUCAUCGGUGUGCCACUGUACACCCUUGGUGCGGGUCUCAUGAUCUACUUCCGCAAGCCUGGCCACUCGAUCGGCUGGAUCGUCUUCACCCAGGUCCUCAUCGCCAUCGGUGGCUCGUGCUUUACCCUCGUGGAGCAGGUGGCCGUUCUCGCUGCGGGCUCGCACAACGACGCCGCGGCCAUGCUCGCCCUCCUCGGCAUGUUUGGCUACUUUGGCGGCGCGGUCGGCAACUCGGUCUCGGGCGCCAUCUGGACCAACACGCUCCCAGAGUACCUCCAAAAGUACCUCCCCGAGGACACCGUCGCCGACUGGGAGACCAUCUACGACUCGCUCGACGUCCAGCUCAGCUACCCCGUCGGCGACCCCACGCGCACUGCCAUCGAGCUGGCGUACGCCGAGGCCCAGAGCCGCAUGCUCAUCGCCGGCACGGCCAUCAUGGCGCUGGCGUUCAUCUCUGUGGUUCUCAUCAAGAACAUCAAGGUGUCCGAGAUCGAGCAGGUCAGGGGUGUGCUCUUCUGA
This is a messenger RNA of Apiotrichum porosum, 1737 nucleotides long. RefSeq lists its product as uncharacterized. Gene Ontology annotation, molecular function: transmembrane transporter activity. The transcript is spliced from 4 exons. Gene Ontology annotation, biological process: transmembrane transport. The record is from RefSeq and is a predicted model, not a curated record. Lineage: Eukaryota; Fungi; Basidiomycota; Tremellomycetes; Trichosporonales; Trichosporonaceae. The coding region runs from base 1 to 1737 and encodes 578 amino acids.